Ricinus communis (castor bean) is the source of this 3339-nucleotide messenger RNA. Its product is annotated as plasma membrane ATPase 2. Gene Ontology annotation, molecular function: P-type proton-exporting transporter activity; ATP binding; ATP hydrolysis activity. Gene Ontology annotation, cellular component: plasma membrane. NCBI's taxonomy places the organism in Eukaryota, Viridiplantae, Streptophyta, Magnoliopsida, Malpighiales, Euphorbiaceae. The record is from RefSeq and is a predicted model, not a curated record. The coding region runs from base 274 to 3144 and encodes 956 amino acids. Gene Ontology annotation, biological process: regulation of intracellular pH; proton export across plasma membrane. The transcript is spliced from 22 exons.
UAUGUUGUUGAUAAGAUAUAACCAAUAAAAAAGAAAAGGAAAAAGAGAGAGAGAAACAAGAAAAAUGUAGUAUUUAUAGCAGAGAAGAGUGUACCCGCCAAGUACAUGAUCUACUGAGAGCUGUUUAUCUGCAACAAAAAGGACAAUCGUGCCCGAAACAGAAAAGCUGCCACUUCAAGAUUCUAGAGAGAGAAAGAGAACGAAGGGGCAGCAGAGGAAACAAAAACCAUAACAUAGUAAUACAUAACAAAAAUAAUAUAGGGCUUUGCUGAAAUGGAUGACAAGUCUGAAACUUUGGAGGCUGUGUUGAAGGAAGCUGUUGAUUUGGAGAAUGUGCCAAUUGAAGAAGUUUUUCAAACACUUAGGUGUAAUUCAAAUGGUCUCACAACAGAAGCUGCUGAGCAAAGGCUUACCAUUUUUGGAUAUAACAAGCUUGAAGAAAAGCAGGAGAGUAAGUUUUUGAAGUUUUUGGGGUUCAUGUGGAAUCCUCUUUCAUGGGUAAUGGAGGCAGCAGCUAUCAUGGCUAUUGCACUUGCGAAUGGAGGGGGGAAACCACCUGACUGGCAAGAUUUUGUUGGAAUUAUUAUUUUGCUUUUCAUCAACUCUACGAUAAGUUUUAUAGAGGAGAAUAACGCUGGAAAUGCUGCUGCUGCUCUCAUGGCCCGUCUUGCUCCCAAAGCCAAGGUCCUUCGAGAUGGGAGGUGGAUAGAGGAGGAUGCCUCCGUUCUAGUUCCUGGUGAUAUUAUCAGUGUUAAGCUUGGAGAUAUCAUUCCUGCAGAUGCUCGUCUUCUUGAAGGUGAUCCUUUGAAAAUUGAUCAGUCUGCUCUUACUGGCGAGUCUCUUCCUGUGACAAAAGGACCUGGUGAUAGUGUUUAUUCAGGUUCUACAUGCAAGCAAGGAGAGAUUGGAGCCGUGGUCAUUGCCACUGGUGUUCAUACAUUCUUUGGCAAGGCUGCCCACCUAGUGGAUUCAACAAAUCAAGUGGGACACUUUCAACAGGUGUUGACUGCAAUUGGGAAUUUCUGUAUAUGCUCCAUCACCGUGGGGAUGAUAAUAGAGAUAAUUGUCAUGUACCCAAUUCAACACCGGCCAUAUCGGCCAGGAAUUGACAAUCUAUUAGUACUUCUUAUUGGAGGGAUUCCUAUUGCAAUGCCCACAGUUUUAUCUGUGACAAUGGCGAUAGGGUCGCAUAGGUUAUCUCAGCAGGGGGCUAUCACAAAACGAAUGACAGCAAUAGAAGAAAUGGCAGGCAUGGAUGUCCUUUGUAGUGAUAAAACUGGAACUCUGACCUUGAACAAACUUACUGUUGAUAAGAAUUUGAUUGAGAUUGUAGCUAAAGGAGUAGACACAGACACUGUGGUUCUGAUGGCGGCUAGAGCCUCUCGAGUGGAAAACCAGGAUGCAAUAGAUGCUGCUAUAGUAGGGAUGCUGGCUGAUCCAAAGGAGGCACGAGUUGGUAUUCAAGAAAUUCACUUCCUUCCAUUCAAUCCAACAGACAAGCGAACAGCUCUAACAUAUAUUGAUAUUGAGGGCAAAAUGCAUCGGGUCAGCAAAGGUGCACCAGAACAGAUUUUGAAUCUUGUACACAACAAAUCAGAGAUAGAACGUAGAGUUCAUACAGUGAUUGAUAAGUUUGCAGAACGAGGUUUACGAUCCCUUGCAGUAGCAUACCAGGAAGUUCCUGAAGGUAGAAAGGAAAGCUCUGGAGGUCCAUGGCAAUUUAUUGGUCUCAUGCCUCUGUUUGACCCACCUAGACAUGAUAGUGCAGAAACAAUAAGAAGGGCACUGAAUCUUGGGGUAAAUGUAAAAAUGAUAACAGGUGAUCAACUGGCAAUAGGUAAGGAAACAGGACGCCGUCUCGGAAUGGGAACCAACAUGUAUCCUUCAUCAACCUUGUUAGGACAUAACAAAGAUGAGUCAAUUGCUGCUUUGCCUGUAGAUGAGCUUAUUGAAAAAGCUGAUGGAUUUGCUGGUGUAUUCCCUGAACACAAAUAUGAGAUUGUGAAACGUUUGCAAGCUAGGAAACAUAUAUGUGGAAUGACCGGUGAUGGAGUGAAUGAUGCUCCGGCUCUUAAGAAGGCUGACAUUGGGAUAGCUGUUGCGGAUGCAACUGAUGCAGCUCGCAGUGCUUCUGACAUUGUCCUAACAGAACCUGGUCUCAGUGUUAUUAUUAGUGCUGUACUAACUAGUCGGGCAAUAUUCCAGAGAAUGAAAAAUUACACAAUAUAUGCAGUCUCUAUUACUAUUCGUAUUGUGCUUGGCUUCAUGUUACUGGCACUCAUCUGGCAGUUUGACUUUCCACCCUUCAUGGUGUUGAUCAUUGCUAUCCUUAAUGAUGGUACUAUUAUGACAAUAUCUAAGGAUAGGGUGAAACCAUCCCCUCUACCAGAUAGCUGGAAGUUGGCAGAGAUCUUUACAACUGGAAUCAUCCUUGGUGGUUACUUGGCUAUGAUGACUGUCAUUUUCUUUUGGGCAGCAUAUAGCACAGAUUUCUUUCCUAGAACUUUUGGAGUUUCAAGCCUUCAAAAGAAGGACGAUGACGACUUUAGAAAGCUUGCCUCGGCAAUAUACCUGCAAGUGAGCACCAUAAGUCAGGCACUCAUAUUUGUGACUCGGGCUAGGAGUUGGUCUUUUGUUGAACGUCCUGGCCUCUUACUUGUAGCAGCUUUUGUUAUUGCUCAGCUGAUUGCUACUUUGAUUGCCGUCUACGCAAACUGGAGUUUUGCUGCAAUUGAAGGCAUUGGAUGGGGCUGGGCUGGUGUUGUCUGGCUCUACAACCUCAUCUUCUAUUUCCCACUUGAUUUUAUCAAGUUCAUUAUCCGAUAUGCCUUGAGUGGGAAGGCUUGGGAUCUUGUGAUUGAGCAAAGGAUUGCCUUCACAAGGAAAAAGGAUUUUGGAAAGGAAGAGCGUGAGCUUAAAUGGGCACAUGCUCAAAGGACCCUACAUGGGUUGCAUCCACCUGAUAUCAAGAUGUUCAAUGACCGGAGUAGUUACACAGAACUUAACCAGAUGGCUGAAGAGGCAAAAAGACGAGCUGAGAUUGCAAGGCUCAGAGAACUGCAUACCCUUAAGGGGCAUGUUGAAUCAGUAGUGAGGCUGAAGGGUUUGGACAUCGACACAAUUCAGCAAGCCUACACUGUCUAAUAAAAACAAUCCUUUUUCCUGCCUCAGAGGUAUACUUGUUAAAAUGAGAGUGAAAUAUGUAAUUGAUCUUCUGAAUGUAUAAAAACUAUAUUUUGUUGGCAGCUGUGUAUCAUAAUCUAGGUCAACGUGUGUCCCUGUGCAUACAACAGAACUUUGUAAGCUUAUUUUGCUGCUCAAUAUCAUUAAUUUUCAUCA